CCUCCAGCAGAUUACUGACAGACACAGCAAAGAGAGACAAGAUCCAACGGAACCUCCUCAUAAUCCGUCUUAAUCCGUGGACUAUUAACGCGGAUCCAUAUCAAAACCAGCGAGAGCAUAAAGUACAAGUGUAACCCUUUUGAACAAGCUGCGUAUUAUCACAAUAUGAGUUUAGUAGUGUUUUAAAAGCAGAGGCGACAGAUAGUGCGAGUUGAGUUGAUCCGGUGACAACAGACAGGAGAGCCCGUCGUUGCUCGGAGAGCUGCUAAAGGCUUUCUGUGUCGGAUGUUAAAACCGCUUCUGCUGUUAAACCGGCUCUUGGGCUUUAAACCGGAACCUUUGUGGAUAUUUGUGGAGCUAGCGAUCACAGAUCGCUCACCAUGGAGCUGAGAGUGGGGAACCGCUACAGACUGGGCAGGAAGAUAGGAAGUGGAUCGUUCGGGGACAUCUACCUGGGUACUGACAUCUCCGUUGGAGAGGAGGUAGCCAUCAAGUUGGAAUGUGUGAAGACCAAACACCCACAGCUCCACAUAGAGAGCAAAAUCUACAAGAUGAUGCAGGGUGGAGUGGGUAUCCCGACGAUAAAGUGGUGCGGGGCCGAGGGUGACUACAACGUGAUGGUGAUGGAGCUGCUGGGGCCCAGUCUGGAGGACCUGUUCAACUUCUGCUCUCGCAAGUUCAGCCUGAAGACAGUCCUGCUGCUGGCCGACCAGAUGAUCAGCCGCAUUGAAUACAUCCACUCCAAGAACUUCAUCCACAGAGAUGUGAAGCCAGACAACUUCCUGAUGGGUCUGGGCAAGAAGGGCAACCUGGUCUACAUCAUCGACUUCGGCCUGGCCAAGAAGUAUCGCGACGCCCGCACACACCAGCACAUCCCCUACCGCGAGAACAAGAACCUGACCGGCACCGCCCGCUACGCCUCCAUAAACACACAUCUGGGCAUCGAACAGUCCAGACGGGACGACUUGGAGUCGCUGGGCUACGUCCUCAUGUACUUCAACCUGGGUUCUCUGCCCUGGCAAGGCCUCACCGCCACCAAGAGGCAGAAGUACGAACGCAUCAGUGAGAAGAAAAUGUCCACGCCCAUUGAGGUCCUCUGCAAAGGCUACCCAUCGGAGUUCGCCACCUAUCUGAACUUCUGCCGCUCUCUGCGCUUCGACGACAAACCCGACUACUCGUACCUGCGCCAGCUCUUCAGGAACCUCUUCCACAGACAGGGGUUCUCCUACGACUACGUCUUCGACUGGAACAUGCUCAAAUUUGGUGCCAACAGGGCCGUGGAGGACGCAGAGAGGGAGCGUCGGGAGCGGGAGGAGAGGCUGAGGCACAGCAGGAACCCCGGGGCCAGGGGCAUUCCCUCGGCCUCAGGAAGAGCCAGGGCUACUCAGGACGCCGCUGCCCCCUCGCCACUCAACCCCGCCUCACACACAGGUAUGGAGAAGGAGAGGAAGGUGAGCAUGCGUCUUCAUCGUGGGGCACCCGUCAACAUCUCGUCUUCAGACCUGACGGGACGCCAGGACACAUCGCGCAUGUCCUCACAGGCCCUGUCCCGGGUCACACCCAGCGGCCUCCAGUCUGCAGCUCCACGGUGAAACCCUCCCUCCAUCCACCUGAGCACCACGGAGGCCUCAACAUGCACCGCCUGCAGCACACACACACACACACACACACACACACACACACACACACACACACACACACACACACACACACACACACACACACACACGUACGGCGGGUGGAGUACAGUCUGGUAGCAGCUGUGGCCUCCCUCCCUCCUCCUUCCUGUCGAUGAAGCCAUGGAUUCACUUCUCUCUGGCAUCUUUUAACUCUGGUUUUACUUCUUUCUGUUCUUUAGCAUUAAGGCUCCACUGAUCAGACUUCACAGGGGGACAAGUCUGCUAGCUGUUGAUAAUAGUGUGGGGGACAUUACUGAUUAUGAAAAACACAUGAUCCAUCGUGGCAGUGUUAAAGGACAGUGCCUAAACUCUUAUUUUGUGUCCUGAAAGACUCCUUAAAUCCCACAAGUUUUUCUUUAGUUUUAAGUGUUUGAGGUUUAGAUUUGCAGGUAGGACCCCCCCCCCCUCCGCCGGUUUUAAUACGGGACAAAGGGUCUUUUAAUGUUGGACUUUCAGAGGUGAUCCCAUAGUAUGACUUGUUGUUUUGUCCUCCUCAGGUGCGUUGGAACCAGUAAAUCCAAAAACACGCAGCACAUUUUUCUGUCAGUCUUCAGGUUGUGACUGCAGUGUGCUGCUGGGGGGGGGUCUGUGAAUGGAACAGUCUGUCCACAUUGAAUGGAUGAGAUGUUGUUUUUAACCCGGUGCAUAGUGAUGUAGUUUUGUGUGUGUGUCUGUGUGGUUCUGUCUUGGGGGGUGGGGCGGAUUUUCUUUACUCCUUUGCCUCCUAACCUCCCUCUUGACCACCGAACCCUCUGCCAUCAAUUACACCUCUGGCCAUCUUCUACUUAGACCUUGUUUAAAACUCGCCGUCUGUCCGAGGGGCCGUUCACAUGUCGCCGUUUUGCUCCCUCAAAUCCGUUGUUUUCAAUGUAGGCGUUGCGGAGGGCGCACUCAAACACCAGAGCGACACCAUUGCAGUGCAAGCGUUCCUAAGCACCUAUUUUUCAGGGAACGACGGCUGCUCUCCGAGAUAAAUAUAGUUCAACUUUUGGAACGCUGCAGCGCGCACUGCACAUCAUGUGACGCGGAACAACCAAUAUCUGUUCUCUCUCCAGUAAAUACGUGGAGGACAAAGCUUUCCAUCUGUCCCACGGAGCGUUUUAAUGAGUGAUGACGUCACAACAUCCAGAUGAAAGGCCUGUCUGACUCCGACACAUGGAGCAGUAAAGUUACUGUGACGGACUGACGCUGCUGGAUAUCCAUUUCUCUUUGUUUUAGUCACUGAGACUUCCUGCUAAAUUAUCACAACUUCAUCUUCAUCUUCAUCGUCAUCACAGCACGCAGGUUUCGGUUGCUUAGUAACGGUGGGCGUGACUGGAGAGCAACCUCCCAAGCACCUUGGAUGAAAGGAUGAGAGCCGGCGUUUUCCAUGUGUUUUUAAGCGUGGCGUGUUAGCGGCCUCUUAUUGAUGACAUCAUGUACGGGAGCUGCAGCCUGAUGUCUGGACGGGCCACUCCAGUAACAGCCCGGUAUACACUACAAAGAGCACACGUGAUAAAUGAUCAUCAUCAUACUACUGGCGUACUGAGCAAACAAGGAGCUGGUCAAUCCAUCAAAACUCCACCACGAGGCACGGUGGUCGUUCUAUGUUUGUGUCCAGUUGCAGGAUCAUGUUGGAGAAACACAUCCUAGUAAGCAAAACAAACAACUCCCGAAGCGAGUUUGGUCGGAAUCGGCCAACAUACCCGUAUGUGCCGGUCUGAUGGAUUUUACACACGAUCUAGUUGUAUUAUGGGAAAUGUAGGCUCAAGGAGGACUCCUUUCUUCGCCCCUGUUGCUUCAAUUUUUACCAUUUCUCUUUCAAUCUAUUUAAAAGUCCAACGACUCUACGGAAGCGUAUACUAAAAUGCUAGAGUUGCUAAUUCCACUCAAUACAUUAAAUCUAUGGUGACAUUUCAAAAGCGAUGGAGCACUAUAAGGUCAGAGACACGUGGACUAAAGAAGUCCCCAGGCUUAAUGGAACUAGUUUGGGACAUCAUGAGGAGGUCAGACGAGCGAUGUGAUAGUCCGGGUGGAAAAUGGACCGGUGAGCUUAAACAUCAGGCGGUUCUGAGGGAGAGGUUCUGGAGAGUUGUCUUAAGGAGGCCCCAGCGGUACCGGAGCUGCUCCUGUGGCUCUUUUCCAUCCGACCAAUGAAUCCUGAAGAUUUUGAAGUAGAAAAUCCUCGAUGUGGUAGACCGGUUGCAGAGUAUUGUAGACCAUUUUAUGUAGUUGGAGGGAGGGGGGGGGAGUAGGGGGGGUUGUAGUGGUAAUUUGUACAUGUUUGUUCUGUUGUCGUGUAUAGGAUGUGCUUACUCCGUCUGCCACGUCCAUACGAGCCGCUGUACGGCUCUGGAUGACGGCGGCGUACAGAGGGACUGGGAACGCCUCACUCCAUUAGAGUUUUUUUAAAUAUACCUCACCUGUGGGCUUGAAAAACAAACAAAAAAAGUGAUGAUUAGCUUGUUUGUCUCACUGAUGAUGGCUUUGGUAGAUGCAAGUACACUGUACAAGGGAUCAUAGUUUUCCAUGUCUGCUUCUCUGUUGUUUCUUAUUUCGUCACCUCCUGUCCUGUUUUGCUUUUAACUGUGCGGUGGAUAUCAUGUCCCACAAUGCAUCUCUCACUGUGGAUUCAUGGGAAAUCUUUCUUUCCACUCCCACCUUAAGACUUUUGCUCCUCAUUUGUAAUGCCACUGUAUUUGUGUAUUUUAAAAGUGUAAAUAAAUUAAUAAGUACUUGUAUAUGUUGCUUUUUAUUGAUUUGGCCGGCUGAUAUUAAAAGAGACAUUUAGA
Molecule: messenger RNA, 4450 nt
Organism: Sebastes umbrosus (honeycomb rockfish)
Lineage: Eukaryota; Metazoa; Chordata; Actinopteri; Perciformes; Sebastidae
Gene: csnk1da
Product: casein kinase 1, delta a
Biological process (GO): signal transduction; positive regulation of proteasomal ubiquitin-dependent protein catabolic process; non-motile cilium assembly
Cellular component (GO): spindle microtubule; nucleus; cytoplasm
Molecular function (GO): ATP binding; protein serine/threonine kinase activity
Source: RefSeq, a predicted model, not a curated record